Messenger RNA from Panicum virgatum (switchgrass), 1797 nucleotides. RefSeq lists its product as uncharacterized. Lineage: Eukaryota; Viridiplantae; Streptophyta; Magnoliopsida; Poales; Poaceae. The coding region runs from base 1 to 1797 and encodes 598 amino acids. The transcript is spliced from 2 exons. The record is from RefSeq and is a predicted model, not a curated record.
AUGGCUGAACCCUCCAACUCCGAGCUCAAGGAGUUGAUCAACAACGUCCUCACCAAAGUCACGGCCGUCGAAGGCGAGGUGUCCUCGCUGAAGGUCGACCAAGCCCGCCUCCACGUCGCCGUCAACAACGUCCAGUCCGAGCGGAUGGAGCACGCCGGAUCAUCCGCGGCGGGCGCCAAGGGCAAGAACGUCGUCAGCUCGUCCUUCUCGCCAUCAGCACCACACAAGCUUCGCUUCCCCAUGUUCGACGGAACGUCAGACCCGAUCACAUGGGUUCAUCAUUGCGAGCAGUUCUUCCGUCAAGCCCAGUCCACCGACGACGACAAGCAUCUUGAGCGCAACCAAGGUGUGCCGACCUGGCCGCGCUUCGUCGAGCUUGUCCACCUCCGCUUCGGCCCUCCGACACGCAGCAAUCCGCUGGGCGAGCUCAUCAACGUCAAGCGCAUGGGCUCGGUGGCCGACUACCAGGAGCAAUUCCUCACGUUCCUCGCCCGCUGCGCCGACGUGACGGAGCCGCAACAGAUCGCGAUCUUCACGGCUGGCCUCGGCGACCCGCUCGGCGUCGACGUCGAACUCCAGCGACCUUCUUCCCUGGAAGACGCCAUGGGCCUUGCCCGGGCUUUCGAGCGCCGGCUCACCAUCACAGACACGGCGCCGUCCGCCGCCACGCGCGGCUCGAACCGGCCCGCGCCGUCACGCUCCAUGUCGUCGACGACGUCGCCUCAACGCUUCGCCAACUCGCCGCCGGCUACCUCACCCAACUCUACGCCACAGCAGGGGUCUCGUCCACGGCCAGCACCCGGCGCGCGCUUCUCGCGGCUCACCCCCGAAGAGAUGGCCAAGCGGCGGGAGGAAGGCCUAUGCUUCAACUGCCCAGCCAAGUUCACGCGCGAGCAUCUCAAGGAGUGCACCAUGCGUGGCAUCUACCUACUGGAGGUCGAAGGCGAGACGGAGCUCGAUGACUCCGGCAGCAACAACGUGCAGAUCUCCGCCAACGCCAUCACCGGCAUCGCCUCCAGCAAGACCAUGCAGCUCCGCGUCGCGCUAUCCUCCGGCGAGCUGCGUGCGCUGGUGGAUUCCGGCUCCACGCACUGCUUCAUUGCAGAAGAGGCGGCCCAUCGCGUCGGCCUCGUUCCGACCCCGCGACCCGGCAUGACCGUGGGCGUUGCGAACGGCGACCGCGUUCCCUGCGCCGGCGUCUGCACUGCUGUUCCAGUCCUCAUCGGCGACGAGCGCUUCUCCAUCGACUUCUUCAUCAUCGCGCGUGGAGGACACAAGAUGGUCCUGGGCUGCCACUGGUUGCGCACCCUAGGACCCGUGCUCUGGGAUUUGGAAUGCCAGUCCAUGUCGUUCUGGCGCAUCGACCAUCGCGUGCAGUGGCACGGCCUCGACGCGCCAACCGGCGUCCACGCCCGCACCCUCGACUCCGGCAACCUGCUGCAACUCCUACUCGCCGAUUUCGCCGACAUCUUCGCGACUCCGCAAGGUUUGCCGCCGGCCCGUGCUUCCGAUCACCGCAUUCACUUGCUUCCAGGCACACCCCCGGUCGCGGUGCGGCCCUAUCGUUACCCGCAGUUGCUCAAGGACGAGAUCGAGAAGCAAUGCGCCGACAUGCUCCGACAAGGGAUCAUCCGCCCUAGCACGUCGCCGUUCUCGUCGCCAGUGCUGCUCGUUCGCAAGAAGGACGGCACGUGGCGUUUCUGCGUCGACUACCGCGCCCUCAACGCCAAGACCGUCAAAGACAAGUUUCCGAUCCCGGUCGUCGACGAGCUCCGUGGUGCACGCUUCUUCACAUAG